CUUACGCUGAUAAUAACAGGACCUGGACCGUCUGUCUGGCAAUCGGAGGAAAAGAGGAUUUGUAACGCAGCAGGGGCCUCUGGCCAGAUCGCUCAACUGCAAUCACCAUCGCCGCUUCACUGUCUGGCUUUAGUCCAGCCAUGUCCACGGUGCAAUCCAUCCCCAACCCAAAGCAAGCCGAAGACCAGGGCAUGGACUUGCCCAAAUCACCCUCUCAGGUCAAAAGAAGACCACCAGGGCACCUGAAGCUGACCCGCAGCCUCUCCAAGUCAGAUUCAGACCUGCUGGUGUCGCCCUACUGUGAUGAAGAAGACGGGCCGCUGGGUGGACGCAGUGAAUCGCUGGCCAACUACAAGGUGGAGGGGAAGCCAAUGGAGCGGCUGCCCUCAUUCGCUUCCGAAUGGGAUGAGAUUGAGAAGAUCAUGACAUUAAUUGAUGCAGGCAUCGAACUCUCCAAGGAACAUCAGCCAGCAUCCACAGAUGCGGCAGGGAGCCGGGUUCUGGAGCAGUCGGUGGGGGAGUGGCUGGAGCAUGUGGGCUUCCCUCAGUACGAGAGCAAGCUGCUGCUCAAUGGAUUCGAUGACCUGCGCUUCAUGGGUAGUAAUGUAAUGGAAGAUGAAGAUCUUAGGGAAAUUGGUAUCACAGAUCCCGGCCAUCGGAAGAAAAUUCUUCAUGCAGCAAAGAGCCUACCAAAGGUAAAAGCUCUUGGCUGUGAUGGAAGUACCUCACUUGCUUCUUGGCUGGAGAUUCUGGGUCUUGGGGAGUAUCUCCACAACUUCCUGUCCAGUGGCUACCGCACACUGGAGUGUGUGAAGAACCUGUGGGAGUUGGAGAUUGUUAAUGUGCUGAAAAUUGGCCCGCUCGGCCACAGGAAGAGAAUCAUUGCCUCCAUAGCAGAGCGACCGUAUGAAGAAGCACCAUCAAAGUCCAAAAGCUUAUCCCAGCUCAAGAUUCAGGAUCUCUUGUCCCAGAAUCCUCCUCUUGGUUACAUGGACCCGUAUACGAGUCGCUCCAUGGACAUGCUGCUGCCGCUGAGUGAUUUUGGGAGGAGAGGUCGAGGGCUGGAUCAGGAGUGCAGCGUGUCGCUCCGUUCCUACAGCGAGAGGCCGCGCUCACAUGAUCGUCAUAUAGAUCGGCAAAGAGAGUCACGGCUAAGCCUGAGACCCACAAGCCAGUCUGCCACCUACACCACAGUCUCUACAUGGCACCACCAUCCUGAGAAGCUCAUCAGUGAGGCUUGUGGCUAUGAAGCUAGUUACCUGGGCUCUGUGAUUAUCCGAGACCUGCGAGGUAUUGAGUCUACCCAGGAGGCCUGCGCGAGAAUAAGGAAAUCAAAGGACCAUCGAAAAGGCCCCGUCAUAAUCCUGUCCAUCACAUACAGAGGAGUCAAGUUCAUUGAUGCAGCCACUAAGGCUAUUGUGGCAGAACACGAGAUCCAGAACAUCUCCUGUGCCGCCCAGGACCCUGAUGAUCUCCGCACGUUUGCCUACAUCACGAAAGAUCUGAAGUCUGGGCAUCACUUCUGCCACGUCUUCACCACAGUGGAAGUGACGCAGACGUACGAGAUCAUUCUGACCCUGGGACAGGCGUUCGAGGUGGCCUAUCAGAUGGCUCUUCAGGCACAGAAGGCUCGGCGUCACAGUUCCUACGUGGGCCCAGCCUCUGAGAUCAUAGAGACCAAGACCAGCAGGCCGACCUCUCAGUACCGCAACAGCACGCGACGGUCAAUGGGCGCACCUGUACUAGAAUGCCGCUGCUGCUACUGUCACACCUGCUCCGCCCACCGCCCCUCCUACCUCCCGCUGCCCUCUGUCAGCCCUGGAGUCCAGGUGAUUUCUCCUACACCGUGUCCAUUCUAUGGCACACGAGGUGGGCGAUGCGUUGGCUGGCGUCCAGUCCCGCAGUCUUACGUCCCCCUCCCCCUCCCUCCUGGCAGAUGGACCACGCAGAGCCGGAGACGGACGCACAGUCCUUGGGCAGCACCGGCUGGCUCUUCGACCCCCGCGACUCCUCAAGGCCACCCAGCAGCGCCAAGUACGAGACCACCAUAUUCUGAAGUGGGGGUACAGGUCUAAACCCAGGCCCCACACCUGUCACACCCCCCCCCUUUUUUUUUUGGCUUCCCAACUUGACCUAAACCCCUACAACUUCAAGUUUAACUCCAACUUCUUCUACUACUUCUUCUUCUUCUUGCCCCCUGAGAAAACUUUAUUGCCCUGUGCCUUCUCACUGUGAUUUGUAGCCUCCCUCAGGGCAAGAUCUGCUCCCUGCACUUCCCCCAAACUUCCCAGAAACCCCCCAGAGACCCCGUUUAAAUCCCCCGGCCCUCGCCUGUGCAGCCCACUACUUCCACGUCCUCUUCUACAACGUUGAACUGGGUGCUGGAUUUCCUGGACCAUGCCCACCAGGUGCCCUCCUUGAAGCAUAAUUGUUCCGUCUCGAUCGGACAGCCUGCGCAAUCGCCUCUGAAUCGCAGUUUAGCCUGAUUACUAUUAAUACUAUUAUUAUUGCGUUUUUCUUUUCUUAUUUUUAUUAAAAUCACAGUGCUGAAUGUUUACGGUCCAACCUCUCAUGUCAGUGGGUUUCGCUGUGGAGCCUCUCGAAGCCUCUGAGCACAAACUGUUAAAGUGUAGCUGUUAAUCAAGUCUUUUCAUAUCAUGUAGAUACAGAAGAUACCUGUAGCAUUUAUAUCUUUCUUCGUUUUUUGUUUUGGCUUUGACAUGAACUUACGGACAACCUUACACAUUGGCGAACGAUGGCGAACGUUGGCGUACGCCGGCGAACGUUCCUGAGAUCAGCACAGCAAUACUGCGAUCAUGACCAGUGUUGAAACGUUGAAACUACCAACCAGCUCAUCACUAUUAGCAGAUGCAACAAAUGUAGAGUAGAUGUCCAAAAAAAAAAAAACAACCCCAAACACACAACUCUGCAACAACCCUAGCACUGUAUCAAUCCCUCAAUCCUUCAAUUCCUCAAUCUCUCAAUCCCUCAAUCUCUCCGUUCCGCCCCUGAUUCUUUCUAGCUUGACCCACAUUACCGUAGCCUUUAAUUUAAUGUCUUCACCACAGUGUGUGCUGUUCUGCAUUCCCAAUUCACACCCAGUGCUUCCUCUGUCUUACCAGGCGUCUGCAGCCGUGAGGGCCUCUGAAGAGCACCAAUUCCAGUCUAGUCUGGGGUUCGAAAAACAAUUUGCAAUAAUUCACGAGUAAAGCGGGAAAACAGGGUGCAGGCUUGAUCGAGCACUAGGUGUCCAUUCUGUCCACUGUUUGCACUGUUUUAACUGUAAAUUUGAACAUGCAAAAUCAUGACAAUGUCGUUUGGCUGCAUCGACCAUCCUUGUUUUAUCUGCCCUAUGCCACCAACCACCCCCACCCCCCCCUUUUGCCCCCUUUACUUUAGCAUAUAUGUAGCAUCACCAGGGCUAUAUGACUUAAGUGUGGUAAAAAUGCAGCAUGAGUUUUUGAAUUCGAGUCGACUGCGGUCGAUUCCUCGAAGAGUUCCAAGUGAAAAUCGUGAGCAGUUUUGUAUUUGUAUUCUUUACAUUGUAACAUCACUUAGUAAAUACAGUAUUUGUGUAUAUCUGUUCAAGCUCUUUUUGAUUGCUGGUUUGCUUUGUGAAAGUGUGACCUGCUUACCUCAAUCAGGGACUUGCAGCAGAUGGUGUUUUGACAGUUUUUUGUAAUUCAGAUUAAAAUGCGGUUUAAGGAUCCCA
Molecule: messenger RNA, 3712 nt
Organism: Astyanax mexicanus (Mexican tetra)
Lineage: Eukaryota; Metazoa; Chordata; Actinopteri; Characiformes; Acestrorhamphidae
Gene: anks1ab
Product: ankyrin repeat and sterile alpha motif domain containing 1Ab
Exons: 14
Coding region: 141-2075 (644 amino acids)
Cellular component (GO): cytosol
Molecular function (GO): protein binding
Source: RefSeq, a predicted model, not a curated record